Oryzias melastigma (Indian medaka) is the source of this 5263-nucleotide messenger RNA. RefSeq names its product O-linked N-acetylglucosamine (GlcNAc) transferase, tandem duplicate 1 (gene ogt.1). Gene Ontology annotation, molecular function: protein N-acetylglucosaminyltransferase activity; protein binding. The coding region runs from base 1825 to 4461 and encodes 878 amino acids. The transcript has 19 exons. Lineage: Eukaryota; Metazoa; Chordata; Actinopteri; Beloniformes; Adrianichthyidae. Gene Ontology annotation, biological process: protein O-linked glycosylation. The record is from RefSeq and is a predicted model, not a curated record.
GGAGCUUUAUUGAAGUCCUCUUUUCUCUGGACGAUGAACAACAGCAUCAACUAAUUUUACAGAGCUGCAGGGAAAUUCUCACCUCAGUUUAGAAACGUUUUUUGAAAAUAUUGAUCCAAAAGAGUCAAAAAAGACUCGUAUGGCACUUUAAGCAUUUUUUAGGACUAAUGUAAAGUGAAUAUAUUUGUUUUUCUUUAAUUAAAGAUAUUUUUUGCGCAUAUGUUUUUAAAAAAUAGCUCCAUAUUAUUGUUAGUCCCACUGUUUUUGCUGACCUUCCUAAUGAAAGGUCAGCCCCUCCCCUUUCAGGAAGAAAGGCUGAAGUAAGUGAACCCUUCAGAUUGAACCUUGGCCCUUCAUCUUCAUGAUGUUUACCCGGGAGGGAAAAUGCUGGCUCGGUCUUUGAAGUUAUUAUGAACUGAUGACAAGCUAGUAAUUAUAUUGAAGUGCAAAAGAUAAGAUGGUUUCUAACCUAACUGCUAUACUCCUGUGUUACAUAUCAAGUGCCCAAUGACAAUAUUUUCAUCCCUGUUUUCAGCUGGUAGCUUCUGCCAGUGUGGAUUCUUCUUCUUUUUUUUAAUUUUUUUUUUCUCCACCAAGAGUUUACAGCUCAACUUUGUCACUUUGAAAUAUGCUGGUUACAGUGGGGGGGGGCUACCUUGGUCAGUUCAAAUCUGGACAUAUGGAGUUGUCCUGCUGGUUACAGGCCAUCUUAUUUCAUGCUAGAGGGGGGUAAAGGAGUGUGGAGGAGCAUCUGGGAGUCACAAGCUCCCCAGCUCUGUAGCUCUGCCCCCCGCGCGCUUGCUAAGGAUCGGUGGAGUGUGCGCAACUAGAGCUGCCUUCUUGACCAAUCGGCUUCACCCAAUUGAUGCCCAGGCACAUGCCUACAUACCAUUCAUGUACAAAAGUCUCAAUUCUUCCACUGAGAUUUAGGAUGUUUUGUUCAUCCUGGUAGUUAGUGACACGCACAGCCUUUUAUUUACAUGUAAUAUCUUGGAAAUCUCAUUCUUCAGUGCCGUAGGGCUUUUGAAGUAGUGUCAAGCAGACAGCUCACUCACUAUAUAUGCUCCACCACCUGCGUCAGAUGCUGGGAUAGAAAGACAGUAUGAUGCGCAGCAGCAGCAAUGACCUCUUUAUUUCAGAUCUGUGGAGACUUCUAGAUACAAGUACUUAAACCACAGACUUUUUUCUCUCCUAUCCAUUGGCCAGGAUUCAAGAAAGCAGAACAGGAUAAAGAAUUCAAAGUUUUGUUUUUAAUAUUUCAUGAAAAUGCUAGUGGAAUAUAAGAAAAGCAUUGGUUCAUAUUUCUUCCAUUUUCCUUCAAAUAUGUAAUAAUAUUCCCACUGAAACUGGAUCAGUUCAUUUGGGUAAGAUCAAGCCAGUAAUCGCCCUCUUUUUAGUUUGUGUUAAAUUCUCAAUUGGCAGAAAAAUGGAAGUCUGACUACAAGUCAGUGAUAAACUAAACCGCAAAGCCUUUCUUCCCUCAGUUAGUCUGCAAGCAUUCCUUUUGUUUUCUAUCAGAGACCUUCAUUGCAUGACUGAAAGCUAAAGCUAGUGCUACAGUUUUGUUUUUAUUUUGUUGUGAUUUGGUGCUUUAUUUCCAUAAUCAACAAAUAAUGUAUUGUUUGAAGAACUUUUACUAACGAUCUUGUUUUCUGAUUUUGUCUCUUUUGGUUUUUUCCACAACUGAUAUUGUUAUUUAGAAGGUUUCAGGUGGGUGACACUAUUCCUGCGUAGGUGCCUGGCGGAAAGGAACACUAGGGCAGCCUCAGUCCUCUCCUCUUCUUCCAGCCAGCUGCGACCACCACUCUGACAAAGUCCAAAAAUAUGGCUUGUUACCUGAAAGCCAUUGAGACUCAGCCCAACUUUGCAGUAGCUUGGAGCAACCUCGGUUGUGUGUUCAAUGCCCAGGGGGAAAUAUGGCUCGCUAUACAUCACUUUGAAAAGGCAGUUACCUUGGACCCAAAUUUCCUGGAUGCUUAUAUCAAUUUAGGAAAUGUUUUGAAAGAAGCUCGCAUCUUUGACAGAGCUGUCGCUGGAUACCUGAGAGCUCUGAGUCUGAGCCCCAACCAUGCAGUGGUUCACGGAAACCUGGCCUGCGUCUACUACGAACAGGGACUCAUCGACCUGGCCAUCGACACCUACCGGCGGGCCAUUGAGCUGCAGCCCCACUUCCCCGAUGCCUACUGCAAUCUGGCAAACGCACUGAAGGAGAAAGGAAAUGUGUCUGAAGCAGAAGAGUGCUACAACACAGCCUUGCGUUUGUGUCCAACUCACGCCGAUUCCCUGAAUAACCUGGCAAAUAUCAAACGUGAACAGGGCAACAUCGAGGAGGCAGUCCAGCUCUACAGAAAGGCAUUGGAGGUGUUCCCAGAGUUUGCAGCAGCUCAUUCUAACCUUGCCAGUGUCCUGCAGCAGCAGGGCAAACUUCAGGAGGCUCUCAUGCACUACAAGGAGGCCAUCAGGAUCAGCCCCACAUUUGCUGAUGCCUAUUCCAACAUGGGAAAUACUCUGAAGGAAAUGCAGGAUGUCCAGGGAGCCCUGCAGUGCUACACUCGUGCCAUCCAGAUCAAUCCGGCCUUCGCUGAUGCUCAUAGUAACUUGGCCUCCAUCCAUAAGGAUUCUGGAAACAUCCCAGAGGCCAUAGCAUCCUAUCGCACCGCCUUGAAACUCAAGCCAGAUUUUCCUGAUGCGUACUGUAACUUGGCACAUUGCUUACAGAUUGUGUGUGACUGGACAGACUAUGACGAGCGAAUGAAGAAGCUGGUUAGCAUCGUGGCUGACCAGCUGGACAAGAACCGCUUGCCGUCAGUUCACCCGCACCACAGCAUGCUCUACCCGCUCUCCCACAACUUCCGCAAGGCAAUCGCCGAGCGCCAUGGAAACCUUUGCCUGGACAAGGUACACGCACUGAUCAAAAUUAACGCACUGCACAAACCUGCUUACGAGCAUCCCAAGGAUUUGAAGGCCAGUAGUGGACGUCUGCGCAUCGGCUACGUCAGCUCCGACUUCGGCAACCACCCCACAUCCCACCUGAUGCAGUCUAUCCCUGGAAUGCACAAUCCAGAGAAGUUUGAGGUUUUCUGCUACGCGCUCAGCCCUGACGAUAGCACAAACUUCCGUGUGAAGGUGGUAGCAGAAGCCCAUCACUUCACAGAUCUCUCACAGAUCCCUUGCAAUGGCAAAGCAGCCGAUCGCAUUCACCAGGAUGGGAUCAACAUUCUGGUCAACAUGAACGGAUACACCAAAGGAGCCCGAAACGAGCUGUUUGCCCUUCGCCCUGCUCCCAUUCAGGCCAUGUGGCUUGGUUAUCCCGGAACCAGCGGAGCCCCGUUCAUGGACUACAUCAUAACUGACAAGGAGACGUCUCCUAAGGAAGUGGCUGAGCAGUACUCUGAGAAGCUCGCCUACAUGCCAAACACCUUUUUCAUUGGAGAUCACGCCAACAUGUUCCCCCACCUCAAGAAAAAGGCAGUGAUCGAUUUCAAGUCAAAUGGUCACAUCUUCGACAACCGCAUUGUUCUGAACGGCAUUGAUCUGAAGGCCUUCUUGGACAGUCUGCCUGACGUCAAAGUCAUCAAAAUGAAGUGUGACAACAACCAGGAAUCAGCUGGUGACUCCAACGGAGCUCUGUCCAUGCCUGUAAUUCCCAUGAACACAGCCGCAGAGGCAAUCAUUAAUAUGAUCAAUCAAGGCCAAAUCCAGGUCACAAUCAAUAACUUCACUGUCAGCAACGGCCUGGCCACCACACAGAUCAACAACAAAGCUGCCACCGGGGAGGAAGUGCCACGUACCAUUGUAGUUACGACCCGUUCCCAGUACGGCCUCCCAGAAGACUCCAUCGUUUACUGCAACUUCAACCAGCUCUACAAGAUCGACCCGCCGACUCUACAGAUGUGGGCCAAUAUCCUGAAACGAGUGCCCAACAGUGUGCUGUGGCUCCUCCGCUUCCCUGCUGUCGGGGAGCCCAACAUUCAGCAGUACGCUCAGAACCUUGGUCUCCCCGCCUCCCGCAUCAUUUUCUCCCCUGUGGCUCCUAAGGAGGAGCAUGUGAGGAGAGGCCAGCUCGCUGACGUGUGCCUCGACACGCCGCUGUGCAACGGUCACACGACGGGCAUGGACGUCCUCUGGGCUGGAACUCCCAUGGUAACCAUGCCAGGUGAGACCCUGGCUUCCCGUGUUGCAGCUUCUCAGCUCCGCUGUCUGGGCUGCCCUGAGCUGAUUGCACAUAGCCGCCAGGACUACGAGGACAUCGCAGUUAAGCUGGGAUCAGACAUGGAGUACCUAAAGAUGAUCAGAGCACGCGUGUGGAAGCAUCGAAUCUGCAGCCCCCUCUUCAACACCAAGCAGUACACAAUGGACCUGGAAAAGCUCUACCAGCUGAUGUGGGAGCACCACAGCAACGGCAACAAGCCAGACCACCUGGUUAAGCUGCAACCGGCCGAGGUCACUGAGAGCGCCUGAACUGGCCACACUCCUGCAUCCCAUCUGAACUGUUUAGGACAGGGCAGGCUUUAGUUUCCUCUGUGAAUGACUGUCUUCGGCUCUCUCAUUCACUCCUAAUUGCCAACAGCCCGCACACGCUCACAUUUGUCCCCGUUACAUCAGUCAUGGAGUCACGCAUCUGCAUCUCCUGAGCCGGAUGAAGCCUGAAGCCUUCAGGCUCUGCGUCUGAGACUCUUGAAACACUAUAUGUACUUGGUGAGCAUGAGAGGAUUGUGAUGUCCUGCUACUUCCUCAGUGCUUGGAACUGUGGAUUUUUCUCGUUUCCUCCUCUUGUUGUGAGAGAAUACACAGCAGUCAUUUCUGAUCUAUUUAUAAAUGGGUUAAGGAUGCUGUGUGUUUUACAGUUUUCAAUGUUGCCCCAUUAAAGUCUAAACUAUGAGCCCAGUUUCAUCAGCUUUACCCUGUAAAACAAAUCGCAUUGGAUGUUUGGCUGCAGUAAAGUUUUAAGGACCUAGUCUACAUGAUGGCUUCUUCCCUCAGCAAAUGCCAACUUUUAUUAAUCUUGUCAAUCAAGAGACAUGCUCAGUAGUUUUUUUUAUUAUUAUUUUAGAGUUUGGGUUUUGGAAAAGGAACUUAAAAGUCUAAGUUUAAAAGCACCCGUUUGAUGACUUGGGCUGUUCAUAAAUCUAUAUUUUUUUCAAACCAGGGCUGGGUAAGUAUUUUCUACACAGUUUUUUUGUUUUUGUAUUGUCUGAUAACUGUUUGCUGUUAGUGCUGCUGCAAGUCUCUCUGUAAUAAAUAAGAGAUUGCAAAAAGAAAA